AUGAGUCAGAAGGGGGCCCCCACCCCCCACCUCCUCACCUCCCUCGCCGCUGGGUACCCUUCUCUCCCCCCCGCCUGUCUAUACACCCUAACAACCACUGCAGCAGAGCUGCACAGCAUCUUACAGACCCUUGACGUGAACACACAGCAGCAGCAGCAGCAGCAGCAGCAGCAGCAGCAGCAGCAACAGCAGCAGCAGCAGCAACAGCAGCAGCAGCAAGGGGGGAUAGGUGAGGGUUCUUUCAGGUCUGCUGCUGCUGCUGCCUCAGCAGCAGCAAAUCCAACUGUCUCCUCACCAGAUCAAAAGGAGACAGCUGCAGCAGCAGCAGCAGCAGCAACAGCAGCAGCAGCAGCAGCAGCAGACAGCCCCCUACAAACGCAUGCAUGCAUUGUUCUCUCCCGCUGGACCCCCUACAACAGCAUCAUCACUCAUAGAGACGAACCCCGCAGACCCUCUUCAGCUGGGGGGGGCCCCCCAUCAGCAGGGGGCCCCCCGUCAGCAGGGGGCCCCCCGUCAGCAGGGGGCCCCCCGUCAGCAGGGGGCCCCCCGUCAGCAGGGGCCCCCCCAUCAGCAGGGGGCCCCCCAUCAGCUGGGGGGCCCCCAGGACUCCCGCUUGCUAGGGGCCCUUCGGGCGGAGACACCUGGAAUAUACACUACAUAUUCUACCCUCUUUUCCUCAACUCUAUCCCCCUCAGACACCUGGAAUAUACACUACAUAUUCUACCCUCUUUUCCUCAACUCUAUCCCCCUCCUGACCAUCACCAGCAGCACCAGCAGCACCAGCACCAGCACCAGCAGCAGCAGCAGCAGCAGCAGCAGCAGGAGCAGGAGCAGCAGCAGGAGCAGCACCAGCACCAGAAGCAGGAGCAGCAGCAGGAGCAGCAGCGGUUGCUGCUGCGGCCAGUGGUUGCUGCUGAUGGUUGCUGUGGGGCGGGAGGAGACGUCUCCCAGCUGUCUCUUUUUUUCGACUUAGUUCUGGGGGUCGACAGAGACCUGCUGAAGGGUGAGGGGGGGGAGGGGGGUGGUGGGGGUGGUGGGGUUGCUGCGCCGGUUGUGCUGCUGCAUCAGCAGCUGCAGCAGCUGCAGCAGUUCAGAGGAAACUGGAGUAUACGCCAGUACCUGCAACAGCAGCAGCAGCAGCAGCAGCAGCAGCAGCAAAAUAUGACGUUGAGGGGGCUGCUGCAGCACCAAGAGUCUCUUAACCAAAAAUUUAAUAAAAGGCUGCAGACAUAUCAAUGGAGAGACUCAAAAUCUGCUGCCGUUUCUGUACAAUCAAUAAUCCUGCUGCUGCUGCUGCAGCAGCAGCAGCAGCAGAAGCUGCAGCAGCAGCAGCAACUGCAGCAGCAGCAACAACACCAACAACAACACCCGAAACACAACAAAGCCCCCCAAAUGUCUCCCCUGGGGGCCCCCCCUUGGGGGCCCCUGGCUAUAAUAGUAUAUAUGGUGCGCGAGGUGAAGGCGUGGCUGCAGAGCCGCGGUAUCCCCCCGAAGCCGAGCUUCAUGCAGCAGCAGCAGCAGCAGCAGCAGCAGCAGCAGCAGCAGCAGCGGCAGCAGCGGCAGCAGCGUCAGCAGCAGCAGCAGCAGCAGCAGCAGCAGCAGCAGCAGCAGAACAAAGGGUGGUUGUGUCGGGUUUCUGGGGUGUAUAGACAGCCCAACAAGAGUGGGUUUUGUCUCUCUUUAUAUCGCCCCCCCCCCCUUAGCAGUGAAUAUGAUUUUAUAUUAUCUGAGCUGCGUAUACACCCCAAAUAUUCAGGUGUACACGCAGCUCCUGCUGCUGCUGCUGCUGCUGCUGCUCCUGCUCCUGCUGCUCCUGCUGCUGCUAGAUACGCCCUCACAGCUCCAGCACUCUUUACCCAGAACGUAGAACAACAGCAGCAGCAACAGCAGCAGCAGCAACAGCAGCAGCAGCAGCAGCAGCAGCAGCAGCAGCAGCUUCAGCCUUCUUUCUCUCAACUUAUAGAAGCAAUCAAAGACGCUAUGCAUGCAAUAUUAACACAAAAACAAAAAAAAAGAGGGGGCCCCCUGGCGGAGCAGGUAUGGGGGCCCCCAGCAGCAGGGGGGCCCCCAGCAGCAGGGGGGCCCCCAGCAGCAGGGGGGCCCCCAGCAGCAGGGGGGCCCCCCUUGCUUCCUGCUGCAGUUGAGCUGCUGCUGAAGGCUGGAGAUAUAGGAGAGGCCUUGGCGCUGUUUGCUGCUCACUGUGAAAAAAUAAAUAAAUAA
This is a messenger RNA of Eimeria mitis, 2220 nucleotides long. RefSeq lists its product as uncharacterized. The record is from RefSeq and is a predicted model, not a curated record. The transcript is spliced from 7 exons. Bases 1 to 2220 code for a protein of 739 amino acids. Lineage: Eukaryota; Apicomplexa; Conoidasida; Eucoccidiorida; Eimeriidae.